CCUGAGAUAUCCCUUCAGCAACCCUAUACGCCCAUUCAGCAGUUGGACGAGCAGAUACGGGAUCUUUAGCAAUGUGUUGGGUGGGGUGGUGAAAGGAGGGAACGUCACUCGGUACACACAAUCACAAAAAAUGCACGCAUGCAGUGUAGCAAGCAUUUUGCGUUUGAAUGUGUAUAUAAACAUUGCCUAGCUCGCUAAUAUGAAGGAAAAUUAAAAAUACUAAAGCAUAUUAAUGAAAAAAAAAACACUUCAGUCGAGUGAAAAACAUUCUCCUUCACCAACUUUUUUAUAACUUGAACUUUGCGUAAAAAAUAGAAUUUUGUAACAAAUUAUUUGGAGCUAAUGGGCUGCACUUUGAGUAUUUCUUAGUAUACCAUAAAAAUAAUUCUACGUCAUAUUUCUAUGAAAUGGGCACUGAAACCAAGAGCAACAGUUACACAGGACAGAUAUCAACAAGUGGCGGCAACCCGAAAGUGAUGAAAGAUUCUUUAUCCUUAGUUCGUCAAACUGUCAAGCAGCAUUCACAAUCGAACUUUAUCCAGAAUCACUGCACUUCAAAUUCAGAAAUCGACAACGAACACAAAACGAGUGAUAUUCGACUAAAGCAAAAGGAUCAAUCCACUGUGCCCUUUGUUCCCAUAUUUGUUGAGGAGGCCCAUGUAAUUCGAGGGGCCAAGGAACUGUUAAAGGUUAUUAGACCGUCCUGGGACCUCAGCCACGUCGAGUUUAAGAGCUUUACCGAUGGCAUCACGAACAAACUGGUUGGAUGUUUCCACAAAGAAAUUGACAAAUUAAACGAUGGGAACAGAGGAUUAUAUUUGCCGAUUAAAACUUUGGGCGUUUCGCCAGAGCAGGGAGAGAGUACUGUUAUUAUUGAAAAAGAAUUCUCAAACUGUACAGCGUCGGAUGAUGUACCUGUACAGUACUCCGAUAACGUAGUGCUAGUCAGAAUAUAUGGCAACAAAACGGACCUGCUUAUUGACCGCAAGGCAGAAACGCAAAACUUUUUACUACUGCAUACCUACGGCUUGGCGCCAUCGCUCUACGCCACGUUCAAGAACGGCCUCGUUUAUGAAUAUGUACCUGGAACCACAUUGAAUACCGAAAGUGUGCUCGGUCCAGAAAUUUGGCCCUUGGUUGCUCGUCGCAUGGCUGAGAUGCAUCGCAAAGUAAAAAAAACUGGGGAUACGUCGACACCAUUGCCGAUGAUAUGGAAAAAGACGCAGAGCUUUCUUGAUUUAGUACCUGAACGUUUUAGUGAUGCUGAUAAACACAAUAGAGUAAAAGAUACGUUUCUACCUAUCGCUCGCUUGCGGAAGGAGUUUAAUAAGUUAUACCAAUACCUCGAGGCUCUUGACAGUCCCAUUGUUUUCUCCCAUAAUGAUCUUCUUUUGGGCAACGUUAUCUACACAAAAAACCUAAACACGGUAAAUUUUAUUGACUACGAGUAUGCAGACUACAAUUUUCAAGCCUUCGAUAUCGGAAAUCAUUUCGCCGAAAUGUGCGGGGUAGACGAAGUGGACUAUACUCGUUACCCAAAACGCGACUUUCAACUGCAGUGGUUGCGAGUCUACCUUGAAGAAUACCUUCAGCGCAGUCAAAUUAAAAAUAAGGACGUGGAAUGGCUUUACAUCCAGGUGAACCAGUUUGCGUUAGCAUCUCAUAUUUUCUGGACCGUAUGGUCGUUAUUGCAAGCUGAACACUCCACUAUCGAUUUUGAUUACGUUGGAUAUGCGUUUCUUCGCUACAAUGAAUACUUGGCCCGUAAGGAGGAGUUUCUAUCAUUGUCUGCAGUAGAGAGCAACGAGUGAUUUAACAACCCCCCGCCGCCGAAUGCAUUUGGAAUAAUUAAUAUGUGCCCAGUGAUACAGUGUAUAUGCCCAGUGUAUAUGUAAACUAGGCUUGAAAGGAUACUUAUGUUAUAAAAUGUAUAUACAACGUGUAUUCAAAAAUCAUAAAGAAAAUAAAAAAAAACUGAAGUCCAACUAAAAUUGGUGCUCGGUUCGGCCUUUAUUACAUGUAUAUAAAGAAUUUGUAUAUGCUCUUUAAUUUUUAAAUUGCUUUUUGGUAUUUAUAUAUAAAAGAUAGACUAAACUGUAAACAUUGCCAUCAUCCUUAAAUUUUUGUAUUACACAAAUACGUACAUUAGUUUGCUCGAUUUUUUCUUUUAAAAUAAAUAAAUUAAGGUGAGCGUAAAAUAAAAACAAGAAAGAAAAGCUAACUUUGGACGGAGCCGAAGUCGGUUAUAUAUCGUAAAUAAUAGAGCUCAUUUGUUAGAAUAAAAAAUUAAACAAGUAAAUACGGCUUUAUUCCAGUUUCCCGACUAUAUUAUACCCGGUACUCAUCUCAUAUCCAUAAUUAAACUAACCUUUAUAGUUUAAACUUUAGAGCAGGUGUGCCCAAACGCUGCUUACGACGGAGAAAUUCCAAUAAAUUCAAAAGAAAACACCAACACUUGUAAGGAAAUUUUUUUUUAUUUCAAUGGACACACCGAAAAAAUUAGGGAGAUACAUUUUUAUAAUAAAGAGAAUUAUGAAAUAACAAUGCAAA
Molecule: messenger RNA, 2550 nt
Organism: Drosophila bipectinata
Lineage: Eukaryota; Metazoa; Arthropoda; Insecta; Diptera; Drosophilidae
Gene: eas
Product: ethanolamine kinase 1
Biological process (GO): phosphatidylethanolamine biosynthetic process
Cellular component (GO): cytoplasm
Molecular function (GO): ethanolamine kinase activity
Source: RefSeq, a predicted model, not a curated record